This is a messenger RNA of Mucor velutinosus, 465 nucleotides long. RefSeq lists its product as uncharacterized. The coding region runs from base 1 to 465 and encodes 154 amino acids. NCBI's taxonomy places the organism in Eukaryota, Fungi, Mucoromycota, Mucoromycetes, Mucorales, Mucoraceae. The transcript has a single exon. The record is from RefSeq and is a predicted model, not a curated record.
AUGACAAUCAGUAAUAUUCGUGAUCAUCCUUAUCACUUUGAGCAUGCUCUACAGCAAUCCAAUGACUAUAAAUCAGUAUCUGUGCAUCAAAUAGCCGAUAAUUUCACUUGGCUUGUCUUUAUCAAUGCAAAAUGGGUCCCAUUUGCUAGUUUCAACCAGCACAGAUUGGAGCAGACACUUGGUCUGGGCGGUACUUUUGUAGACAUUGAAGAUCGAUUAUUUCCAGGCGUUAAAAGAGUGCGUGUGUUUCCCAAGGCUAAUUAUCUGAGCUAUUUAGGCGUGAAAUAUCGGCUGUCUCGAGUCAUGCAACCUCAUCAAUUGGAAUUUGGAGCUUCAUCUUCUACUACUCAUGUGCAAGGCGAUGAAGAAGAUGAAUCAAAUGACCCAGCCAUGAAUCGAAUACUACAACAUGGUAUCAUUGAGAUGGACAGUAAUCAAUACCAUAUGCCUACCAGAGUGUCGUAA